Molecule: messenger RNA, 933 nt
Organism: Branchiostoma belcheri (Belcher's lancelet)
Lineage: Eukaryota; Metazoa; Chordata; Leptocardii; Amphioxiformes; Branchiostomatidae
Product: 3'-5' ssDNA/RNA exonuclease TatD-like
Exons: 4
Coding region: 9-866 (285 amino acids)
Cellular component (GO): cytosol
Molecular function (GO): single-stranded DNA 3'-5' DNA exonuclease activity
Source: RefSeq, a predicted model, not a curated record
UGCGAACGAUGCUGCCGGCCUUGGUUGACAUCGGUGCCAACCUCACGAACCGCUGCUUCCAGCGAGACCUACCAGCCGUCCUCCAGAGGGCGAGAGACGCGGGUGUUCACAAGAUCAUGGUGACAGGAACGUCUCUGCGAGCUAGUCGUGAGGCACUGAAGCUCGCACAAGCGCACCCUGGCGCGUUAUUCAGUACUGCAGGUGUGCAUCCACACGAUGCGAAGACGUGGACCGACGACAGCCUGCAGGAACUGGAGAGGCUGGCCUCCCGUCCAGAGUGUGUGGCUGUGGGGGAGUGUGGGCUGGACUUCAACAGGAACUUCUCUCCACAGGACCAACAGAAGCAAGUCUUGGAAAGACAAGUAGAGCUAGCCUGCCGACUGCGGAAGCCCCUGUUCCUCCACGAGCGGGAGGCCCACCAGGCCCUGGUGGAGAUCCUGAGCCGGCAUCGGGCCCACCUGCCUGCCGUGGUCAUCCACUGCUUCACUGGCACUGCUGAGGAGGCUCGGGCGUACCUGGACAUGGGCUUCUACAUCGGACUCACAGGAUUUUUGUGCAAAGACAAGAGGCCGAACGGUGUACAGUGGAUGUUACAGCAGCAGCUGAUACCCCUGGACAGGCUGAUGGUAGAGUCCGACGCCCCGUACAUGUACCCUAACAUCAGAAAACUACCCAAGGAGACUCAGGAAACCAUCACAAGCUUUAAGACUUUCAACCAGGAGAAUUUCCAACACUGUAGUUAUAAGAGGAAUGAGCCAUGCUCGGUGGCUGUGACUGCAGCUGUUGUUGCAUGUAUGGGUGUAGCAUCUGAAGUGGUAGCACAAGCAACAACAGAGAAUGCAACCAAGGUCUUCAGCUUAGGUUAGCUUGUGAAAUGUAUUAUAUGUCACAGGGGAGAUUGGAAUCCAGGGGCAUCUGGAAUCCUCCUAGGGG